Molecule: messenger RNA, 423 nt
Organism: Triticum turgidum subsp. durum (durum wheat)
Lineage: Eukaryota; Viridiplantae; Streptophyta; Magnoliopsida; Poales; Poaceae
Source: the annotation of a GenBank genome assembly
AUGUUGGCCGCAUCCAUGCUCACCACCGUCUUCUCCCCUCUCGCCCUCCUCCGCCCGACGGCCUCCUUCGCGCGCCUGCGCCGCGCGGCUCCCGCCGCCGCCGUCGUCGUGCGCGCCGCGGCCAAGUCCACGGCCGCGGCCGCGGCGGCCCCCAAGAAGAAGAGGGCGGCGCCGACCGGCAUCACGAUGCCCCGGCCCGUCUCCCCGGCGCUGCAGGCGUUCAUGGGCGCCGCCGAGGUCCCCCGCACCGAGGCCAUGAAGCGCAUCUGGGCCUACAUCAAGCAGAACAACCUCCAGGACCCUGCGGACAAGAAGGUCAUCGUGUGCGACGAGAAGCUGAAAGCCCUGUUUGCGGGCAGAGAGCGUGUUGGGUUCCUGGAGAUUGCCAAGCUUCUGAGCCUGCACUUUGUCAAGACUCCGUGA